Sordaria macrospora k-hell is the source of this 2226-nucleotide messenger RNA. Lineage: Eukaryota; Fungi; Ascomycota; Sordariomycetes; Sordariales; Sordariaceae. The record is from RefSeq and is a predicted model, not a curated record.
AUGCCGACCUCUUCCUCCCAAGAGCCACCACCAAAAGAGGAAAUCCGGACGCUCUUCAACGGGCACAUCAAACUCCGUGGUCGUAAUGACAAUCUGCCUCAAAAAUGGUGGGCCGCCUCGACAGCUAUCCCCCUUAUUGUCGCCACCAUUGGUCCGCUCUCCCACGUUUUGUCGAUCGCCUCCCUAGUUACCACAUGGAAAGUGACUCUUCCCAACUCCGGCAUUCUUCCUGAUGGCAAAGACGACAACGGGAUCGGCAUCCCGGAUCCAAAGUGGGAGAUCAAUUCCAACAUCGUUUCGCUGAUUUGUGGGUUUGCGGGAAAUUUCUUUCUGUUGCUGAAUUUCACAGGGAGGAUCCACUCGCCGCCGAUUUGGCCAGAGGUUUACUCCCAGGGGUAUUAUCAUGCCAUCUUCUCGGCAUUCUUCUACGCCUUGGGAGCGGUGCUGUUGGCGAUCAACAUGCUCGGAUAUCUGAGGGGGUAUUACCCGCAGCAGUUCGCUCUCGACGACGACCAAAGAACUCUGAUCUUGCAGACCAUGCUUUUCUUCGUGUGGUUGGCGGGCGGAGGCGCGGUGUUUGCCUGGUUGGAAAACUGGCCUGGGGGCUUCUGUGAUGGAUUAUAUUAUUGUGAUGUUACAAUACUAACCAUCGGUUUCGGCGACUUCGCACCCGCCACAACGGCCGGCAGGGCAUUCCUCGUGCCAUUCCAAACCUUUGGUCUUCUCUUUCUCGGUCUUGUCAUCUCCAGCAUCACCCGCUUCGUUGCCAACAUCUCAGCUGACAAGGUUAUCAAGCGGCAUCAAGAGCACUCAAGACAGUCAACGGUGGGCAUGUCGGUGACAAAUGAGAACGAGCUGAGAGAAAAGUUGGGGUUGCCACAAAAAAGGAAGGCGAGUGAUGCGAGAGGAGAAAGUGAAGGGAGGAGGGCGUUUAGUGCGAGGAGGUCGUCGUUGGCGCAGUAUGGUCGGUUGGAGGUUGCGGGCAGGUUGGUCACUUUUCGCCGGCAUUCUCGGGCUGGGCCUGAUGGUGAAAGUGAAGACCCCACAAGCGACGGGGUCACUCAAGGCAGAGAGGGAGAUGGACAAACGCAGAAUGAGACAAAAGAAGAGCAGGCUAGGCAGAAGAUGCUCAAGUUCGACUUUGGGAAUGAAAAGGGGAAGAGGCCCGAAUCAGCUGCUGUGGGUGAUGGCGGAAAGAAAAGGUCCGAACAAGACAAGAGAAAAGAAAGAAGACAGAAGCUAUUGCUUUUGAAGGAGGACAAGGAUCGGUUUGAUGCCAUGAGGCAGAUCCAAGGCGAGACAAAACGGUGGAAGCAAUACUGGGCCCUCGCUAUGGCCUUGUUGGCUUUCUCCGUUCUUUGGGGAUUUGGUGCUGCCGUCUUCAUGUUCACCGAAGCGCGAAUCUCCAACCUGUCGUAUUUCGACUCAAUGUACUUUUGCUGGGUGUGGCUGCUUACCAUUGGGUACGGCGACAUAACUCCCAAGUCGAACAUCGGCAAGCCGUUCUUCAUCGUCUGGUCUCUCAUUGCUGUACCGAUCAUUACCGUCCUCUUCCAAGAGAUGUCUUCCACUGUCGUCAGUGCCGUCAACCGUGGAGCCUUCAAGAUAGCUGACUGGACCAUCAUGCCCACCUCAAAACGUGGAGUGCUGGACAAGUACAUCCAGAAACACCCCUGGGCGAAGAGAUUCAUUGGUAAAAAGCCAGACGGGGAAGAGUCUGCAGUUCAAGCUGACGCCAAUACCGAACAACCAAAAGACCUAGCCAGGUCACCCGAGGGUACUGGUGAGCAGGACGAUGACCUCCCAAACCUCCUGUAUCAAACCAUCAAGUCUAUAGCGCAUGACCUUCGCUUUUCUCCCCGCAAGCGAUACUCGUAUGAAGAAUGGGAGCUCUUCACGAGGCUGAUUCAGUUUACCCAAACAGAAGAGGAGGUCGAACACGACGGACCGAUGGCAUGGGACUGGCUGAGUGAAGACUCUCCUCUGCUGGCGGAUAUCACUGAAGCGGAGUGGGUAUUGGAUCGCUUGUGCGAGUCACUUGACAGGUAUACCCGUUCCAGUUCCCGUCAAGAGCCACUCCCACGGGAAGAUCAUGAUGGACAGAUUGAGGGCACAAGUCCAGAACCAGAUCCUUUGCGUAGUGAGAGAGAGCCGGGGCCGCUUGAUGACAUAGAGGAGGAGGACGGUGAAAGAGGAAGGAGAAACCGGGAAGUCUCACAAAACUAA